Mobula hypostoma (lesser devil ray) is the source of this 1189-nucleotide messenger RNA. It is a transcript of the gene kcnj13, whose product is annotated as potassium inwardly rectifying channel subfamily J member 13. Gene Ontology annotation, cellular component: plasma membrane. The record is from RefSeq and is a predicted model, not a curated record. Lineage: Eukaryota; Metazoa; Chordata; Chondrichthyes; Myliobatiformes; Myliobatidae. Gene Ontology annotation, molecular function: inward rectifier potassium channel activity. Gene Ontology annotation, biological process: potassium ion import across plasma membrane; regulation of monoatomic ion transmembrane transport.
AGACAAAUACAGAUUACGUGAUGACAAAGUGAUUUUACACUCCCAGCAAACACUAACAUUCUGAUAAAAUGUUCUGCAGCUAACCCAAAAGGUGGAAGCCAUGGGCAUCAUUUUUGACAGUAGUGAUGAAAAGGACACUUCUCCACUUAUUGACUCAAGGUACAAAAGAAUUGUCACAAAGGAUGGCCACAGGAACCUCAAGCUAGAACCCCCCCCCCCCAGGAAAAGUACUGAACACCUAGAAGAUACCUGGUCGAUCUUGAUGGCCAUUAGGUGGCACUGGAUGUUACUAGCUUUCUCGGGAGCUUUUGUGGCUCAUUGGCUCUUCUUUGCUUGCUUUUGGUAUUUAUUGGCAUACACGCAUGGUGAUUUAGUUGUAUUAGAUCAUAACAACUCACUGGAAAACCACACUAUCUGUGUGAAAUAUAUUGAUAGCUUCACUGCAGCUUCUUCUUUCCUGCUGGAAACUCAGCUUACAGUUGGUUGUGGAACCAUGUACCCUGACAGUGACUGCCCAGCUGUAAUUGCUCUUCUUGCAGUUCAAAUGCUGUUGGGACUCAUGAUGGAAGCCUUAAUUACAGGUGUCUUUGUGGCAAAGAUUGCCAAACCCAAACUUCGAACAACAAUUAAAUUCAGCUACUUUGCUACUGUUGCACAACAUGAAGGGGAACCAUGCCUGAUGUUCAGAAUAGCCAACAUGUGGCAGAGCUCAUUAACAAAUGUUAAAGUAACUGCCAUUUUAUAUAAAGCAUACAAAACUAAACACCUUCAUCAGACAAACAUUGAUUUUCGAAUUGACUAUCUAAACUCGAACAAAUGUCCAUAUCUCAUCUUUCUGCUUAUGUUCUAUCACACCAUCAAUCAAUAUAGUCCUUUCUAUCCACUGAUUCAAGGAAAGAUGCCACCCUACUACGAAUUAGUAAUCUUUUUGUCAGCAGAACAGGAAGGUAUUCGAGAGACUUGCCAGAAGAGAACCUCUUAUAUUCCUGAAGAAAUCAAACUCAACCAACAGUUUGCUCCUGUGAUAAGCUGCACAAGCUGCAAAGGGUACAAGAUUGAUUUGGACAACUUUGACAAGACAAUUCCAGGAUUUCCUGAGCUACUUAAUAGAAAGUAUGCAAAGGAGAACGAUUUUGUUGUGAACAUCAGCGAUCGUGCUGAUAUACUAUUCCAUGAUAGUGCUAUUUGA